Prorocentrum cordatum is the source of this 647-nucleotide messenger RNA. The record is from the annotation of a GenBank genome assembly. Lineage: Eukaryota; Dinophyceae; Prorocentrales; Prorocentraceae.
AUGUCAGGGGCGACGGCCGCUGACCUAGCUGGGAUCAUUCGCAGCCGCGUCGCCUUCAUCAACUCUCAACUGGCGGCUGGGGUAGACAGGGAUGGGCUGUUGACGAGGCAGCCGCGCGCGCUCAUCGCAACGAUCAGCUCGGUGCCCGGUCUCACGGCGGAGCACGGCGCUGCGAUCUCUAAUGAGAUCACUGCUGGGCCGUGGUCGGCAGGGCAGAAGGCGGCCACGGUAGCAACUGUCGAAGAAGUGUUUGCGGGCGGCAUCACUAGCACUGGAGGCAGCCGCCCCCAGCAGCACUGCGAUCAUUCCCAUGCUUGCCUGACCCUCGACGACUGGCAGUUCAUCCAGGACCAGUCGCUUUCGCGGGCUGCAAAGGUGGAGCGGCUGGCGAUGCGAGCGUGGAGCAUCGGCAUCACUUGCCCAGCCGAGUCGGUGACCGGCGAUGACUUCCAAGCGGCCGUCAAACUGCUGGACUCCAGCCAGCGGUGGCCAUUCGGUCACAUCAAGAGGUACUUGGCGUCUGCCGAUAUGCUGCCGCCCUCGGUCUUCCAGUUCGCCUACCAGGGCGUUGCGCCGACUUGGCCGUUUGACCACCAUGAAUGGGAUCGCGCGGCCUACGACGCUACCAUCAAGCGGGCCGUCAGCAG